AUGAGACGCAAAACACUGCGCUCUGUCUUCCACCUCACCGUUCUGAGCGGUAUCUUCCUCCUCCUCUUCCUCAACCGCCCAACCUCCCGCAUCAAAACCUUCCCAUGGACACACAUCCGCUACAAAUCCUCAUCCCCCAUCCCGCCGUCCCGUGGAAAAUGCCCCGGCCUGAGAAAAACCACCAAACCAGCCCUGGUGGUCUCGCGCGUCACAGCAGACGGUGACCCCUCCUGGCUCGACCCCCUCUCCAACAUCUACCACCUCUGCAUCUACACCGUCGACAGUCCCAACCCCACCGCAUCCACGCUCCAAGUCCCCGCAAACCGCGGCCACGAGGCAAUGGCCUACCUCACCUUCCUGAUAGACAACUACGAGUCCAUCCCCGCCGCAGGCGCCGUCUUCGUACACGGCUCCCGCUUCGCCUGGCACAACGAUCACCCGGCCUACGAUAACGCCGCGCUCCUCGCCUCGCUCAACAUCCCCGCUGCGCUGGAACCACACGGGUACCAUAAUCUCCGCUGCGACUGGAGCGUGAGCACGUGCGCCGCGUCGGCCGCGCCGCAGGGCAGUCUGGAGAAUCGGGUACAGUCUGUGCUGGAGCCGUGGAGUGCGCGCGCGGCGUCGGAUACGGCGCUGCCGGCGGCGCUGGGGUUGUUGUUUGGUGGGGAUGAGCGGGAGGGGUAUCUUGCUGCGACGCUCGGGCAGAACGAUGCGGUGCGGUCGCAGUGCUGUGCGCAGUUUGUUGUCGCGAGGGAGAAUAUCUGGCGGCAUUCGCGGGGGGAGUAUGUUGCGUUGCGGCAGUGGUUGCUUGAUGGGAUGGGGGCUGGUUCUUCGCGGCGAAGGGGAGCGGCCCCGCCGGAUGAUAGGGUUGCUGGGCGGAUUUUGUCAUAUAUAUGGCAUAUUCUGUUUAUUGCCCCGGAGCAUCUGGGGACAGGGGCUGGGGAUGGGGUGGAUUUGGGGCGGUUGAAUGAGCAGGCGUGCCCGAAGGCCGAUGAGUGUUAUUGUCGGUUGUACGGACGGUGUGAUUUGCGAUGUACAAGUCCAGGGAGUUGUCAGGGGGCGUAUACUUUGCCCAAGGAUUUGAAGUUACCGGCCAACUGGGCAGAAACCCAUUCACAUCUUAAAUGA
This is a messenger RNA of Aspergillus fischeri NRRL 181, 1128 nucleotides long. RefSeq names its product DUF3431 domain-containing protein. The transcript has a single exon. The record is from RefSeq and is a predicted model, not a curated record. The coding region runs from base 1 to 1128 and encodes 375 amino acids. Lineage: Eukaryota; Fungi; Ascomycota; Eurotiomycetes; Eurotiales; Aspergillaceae.